Messenger RNA from Ceutorhynchus assimilis (cabbage seed weevil), 2391 nucleotides. The record is from the annotation of a GenBank genome assembly. NCBI's taxonomy places the organism in Eukaryota, Metazoa, Arthropoda, Insecta, Coleoptera, Curculionidae.
GUAAAAUAUAAAAUAGAUUAGGAUAAGGUGUACCGCAUUUUUACCGGUUGCAUUAAAAAAAUUUAGGUAGCAGUGAUGAACAUGACGAAAGUGAUACUUUUUUGGUUGUUUUGUGCAAUUUUAUUGAUUUCUGUCGUAGUAAUUUAUGGACAACAAAAUGAAAAUUUAAAGCAAAACGUAUCCAAAAAUCCUCCACUGCAUGGAUGGACAUGCGAAAACAACAAAUGCCACAAAUCAAUAGACGCAAAUGCAACGUCAUUAGGAACCUGCAAGAUGCUUUGUUAUGACUCUCCGCCAUUAUGGCCCAAACCGAAGCAACUUGAAAUUAUUAAUAAAAAUUCCACCCUUUUCCAAAAAGAACAUAUUGUAUUGACAAUCCAUUCACCUAAUGAAGUUAAAAGUGAAUUAGAAGAAGCUGCUAAUACAUUUCUUGAAUCGUUACCGAAAAAUUCAACCAAGUAUCAUUUAUAUGAAGGAGAAGUUCAAAUAUUGAAAUUAAAUAUUCAUGUUAAAGAAAGGAAUAUUGAACUGUCAACAUCCACCAAGGAAAGUUAUACAUUAUUUUGCCAAAAACUCCCUGAAGCAAUUUUAGUUAAUAUUUUUGCUAGUAAUUAUUUUGGAGCCAGACAUGGUCUGGAAACUCUCAGUCAACUUAUCUGGCACGAUACUUUAACAAACAAGUUGAGAAUAUUACAUGAUAUUAAAAUUACUGACGAGCCAAGCUUUAAUCAUCGAGGAGUCCUUAUAGAUGUUUCCAGACAUUUCUUUUCCAUAGACAUUCUUAAGAAAGCUGUAGACGGAAUGGCUGCAUCAAAACUCAACGUAUUACAUCUUCAUCUGUCUGAUGCAGCAAGUUUUCCUCUACAACUACCAAACUCCAAAAUAAGUUCGAAUGGUGCUUACGAUGAAAACUCCAUAUAUACACCAGAAGAUAUAAAACAUUUAGUACAAUAUGCCAAAAAACGUGGCAUUAGAACGAUAUUGGAAAUUGAUGCCCCUAGUCAUGUUUCACCAGAAGCCUGGCCAAAAGAUGAAGUUUUAUGUGCUGAUCCUGAUAUGUUUAGAGCCACAUUAAAUCCGGACAAUCCAGAAACUUUAAAUACUCUACAAAGUGUUUAUGAAAAUUUAUUCGAAUUGGGCACUGACCCUGAAACUUUUCAUAUAGGCGAUGACGAAGUUGUGACUGAAUGUUGGUCAAAUACAGUUUCAGCUCAAAAAGAAGACAAUAAUGUUUACAAUGUUUGGAGCAAAUUCACCAAUGCGAUGAUGGAAAGAGUUAAAAUUGCCAAUAACAAUACCCUUCCUAAAAACAUUGUGCUUUGGUCCAGCCCUUUAACUGACAAUUACAUAAAGUCACUUUCUUACCAAAAAGAUUUGGUUGUUCAGUAUUGGUUUGGACAGUUUGGGCAUAUUUUGGACAACGGAUACAAAAUAAUAUUUUCAACCGUAGGUCAAUGGUACUUGGACUGCGGAUUUGGGCCUUGGAAAAAAAUCGACCAAUACGGAUCUUGCGACCCAUACACCGACUGGAAAAAGUUUUACCAUUACCGGCCCUGGAAAGAUUAUCCACAAAGAUUAAGUCAAGUUUUGGGCGGCGAAGUUUGUUUGUGGAGCGAACAAGUUAGUCCAGAUGAUGUGGAAACGCGACUAUGGCCCAGGACAGCAGCUUUUGCUGAACGUGUAUGGAGCGAUCCAGAUAUCAUUGAUAUAGAUGAUGUAGCUAGAAGAAUUGAUUUUCAUUCUGAAAGGUUGAAGGAGAGAGGUUUUAGAGUUGCUGCUAUUUGGCCUCAGAUUUGUUGGUUGUAUCCUGAAAGAUGUUAAAGAAUAAAUAUAUAUUUUUCAUACAGCUUUAAUAUUUUAGCAAGCUGGACCAGGAUUGGUUCAAAUAGUAAAACCGCAUUUAAUCCUAACAAUUGAACAAUGUUACCAACGCCUGGGGCGUUAGCUUUAUAAGUAUAGGGUAAGGUUAGCCUGCUGGGGAUUUUAAUCCGCCAUUGGCGUAGAAAUGAAAAAAGUCAUUCAAUCAAUAAUGUUUGCCAAAAAAAAUUACCAGCAUAUUCAAAGCCUUGUUAAAUAUAAUAAUUUUCAAAUUUUUAAAUAUAGAUUAUUAUGUAUGAAGUAAUUAUGCCUCCGGUUGUUGACAUAAAAAUCAGUCCACUGCACUUCAAAUUUUAAUUUUUCCUACGGAGUGUCUACCCUGAGGCAAGUGGGGGUUAAAAAAUAACACAGGGGUUGUGAUUUUCGAGUAUCGAGUUUAGUUUGGGAUUAUCUUCUGAAUAGAUACGCCCGCCAGUCCGAUGAUAGACAAUUCAAUGGUUUUUAUGUGCAGGGUGAAUAAAAUUGAUAGUAUAGUAUGUUCGAGCCGAAAAGUGAAAUAUAUUUUAUUUUUUU